AACGGUCACUCUAAACAGCUGCUUCAAUUUAUUUUCAUUGCAAACAGUUCUUCCGAAUUUUUUCGAUUGUUUAUUGCACAAAAUGCUGACCGACCGAGUGCUCGCCACCAAGGAGGCGCUAGUUGUGGCUCUGGGCGACAACUGGGAGCGCUACCGGGCCAAUAUGAAGAACUGGUUUCGCAACCGUUGGUCAAAGGAGGAAUUCGAUGCGGAGUCCCGGAAAAUACUCUCGCCGGAUAAACUUCACCUUCACAACCAAUUCCUGCUUGCACUGCUUAACAAGAUCGACGCCUUCUCUCCGAUAGAGAACCCUCCGGCUGUCCAAACCAGCAGCAGUGGAAACCGGAGCAAGCGGCGCAAGAGGAGUUCCCGCACCUUCGCCGAGCGCCUGAACUUCGAGCUCUGCGAGGUCCUGGAGUUUGUGGCCGAGGACAACAUGCAGGUCAUCCGGCCACCGCCCACGAUCGGGGGGUCCACGGAGCAGCAGCCCAUGCAGCAACAGCUGCCGUCACAGCGCUACUGCGCCCAGGAGCUCUUUCUGCCCGACGCGGGCUUUAUAAUGGGCCGCUUUUUAAUCGGCGCCUGGGAAAUUGGACUCGUCUCCGUGGACGACAACGUCGCCGAGUACGUGGCCAUGGCCGUGCAGGUCCUACUCAAGGAUCUGCUGUCUGCCAUAAUCAAAAAGCGAAAGCACUACAAGACCAGUGGCGAGGGAAACUUCUAUUACGAUGUGGGUGCACCGCUGCGGGAUCCUUCGCUGCGAAACACGGUCACCCGUCAAAAGGUGGACGACACACCGCUCGAACUGGACAAGGAGCUGAACACGGCCAACUUCAUGCGGCGACAAAACGACGAUGUCACCUUCCUUUCUGCCUGUGAAGAAGUCCUGCCCAGCGAACGCACAGUAAUCACCCUCAAGGACUGCCAGCUAGCCUUCCGGGAUCGCAACCUGAUUGGCUCCCAUGCCGUAUACUCCAUCAACAUGGAACGGCUGAACAUGAUGAUGCAUUAGUUUUUAAGGCUUACUUAUUUAAUAUCAGCGCAAUUUAAAAUUACAAACAAUAUACGUUAGUGUAAAAGAA
Drosophila ficusphila is the source of this 1082-nucleotide messenger RNA. It is a transcript of the gene Ada1-2, whose product is annotated as transcriptional adapter 1. NCBI's taxonomy places the organism in Eukaryota, Metazoa, Arthropoda, Insecta, Diptera, Drosophilidae. The transcript is spliced from 2 exons. Gene Ontology annotation, cellular component: SAGA complex. The record is from RefSeq and is a predicted model, not a curated record. Gene Ontology annotation, molecular function: transcription coactivator activity. Gene Ontology annotation, biological process: regulation of transcription by RNA polymerase II. Bases 83 to 1012 code for a protein of 309 amino acids.